Messenger RNA from Dentiscutata erythropus, 1785 nucleotides. Lineage: Eukaryota; Fungi; Glomeromycota; Glomeromycetes; Diversisporales; Gigasporaceae. The record is from the annotation of a GenBank genome assembly.
AUGUACUCUAGCGAAACUAUUGAACCACGAAGCGUACGAUCGGUUAUUGGAAGUACAAACGGACGGUCUUCACAAAGGAGAACGGGUAGUGUCAACGCAUCCGCUUCUUCACGUUUAUUCAUGAAUGCGGUAAAGGAUGCAAAUAGAAGUUCGAGGACGACGGGAGAAAAGCUUGAGGAAAACGGCACAGAUAGGACAACUAAACGUUCUUAUAGCCCAGGCAAAGAUCAGUUUAAUGACGAUCCAAAAGUCAAAGCUCGAAAAGUUGAGAUGGAAUCGAGUAUAGAUAAUUAUCGUGUACACGAGACAGAUCACUCUCAUGAUAAAAUAUCUCGUAUAAAGCUUGAACGACAAUCAGGCGAUCAAGGUUCAUAUAACGUUUUGCAAGAAGAACAUGAUCAUAGUAGAUAUGUUAAUGAGCGACGUCCUUCACAACAAAGUACACGGCAGGUUCAGCAACCAAGGAGUGUUUUAGAUCGGUUGGGAAAAAAAGGGGGUUUGAUGACUGCUUAUAUCAAUCCUGCUUUUAUUCAAAAUUCCAAUGCCAAUCCUAUACCUACACAAUCCAAUAGUAAUAUCACAUUAACAUCUAAAAUUUCUCGCUGUCGUCAUUGGCCUAAUUGUGAUCUUGGUGUUCAGUGUAAAUUUCAUCAUCCAACAGAAAUUUGUCCUAUGGUUCCUAAUUGUCCAAAUUCACCACGAACUUGCUUAUACAUUCAUCCUGCGAAUCAAGAUUUUAAUGCAUAUGAACAAGGUGGCUUGUAUAGACAAAAUUCAUUUGGAAAUGGUACAGGUGGGCAAGCAGCCUUUGGAUUUGGUCCAAUCGGACAAGAUCCAAUGAAUCAUUUCGUAGUUGGACAGAGCGCGGGAGGAUUUAGCGGAAUGGGACAGGGUGUAUUCGUACCCAACUCGUUUAGUCAGAAUAACAUUCAACAUUCAUUUGGAACAAAUUUACAUGCUUCUAAUAAUAAAAUUACAUCUGUACAAGGGUCAAAUAUCCAAGGUCAGCGUGAUAUAGAACAAAAAUCUAAAUCUGGUGCUGGAUCUGUAACAGUUAAUGCGAGCACUUCAAUAACUACUACUUCUAGAAAUGUUACUACAGGAACGUCUUCUGCUCAAGACGCGAACAUUGCAUCAUUGCCGCAAAGUUCCCAAGCUCUUGCAGUUGUAUGUAAAUAUGGUGAACAUUGUGCAAAUCCUAAUUGUAUGUAUGCACAUUCUAGUCCUGCAGCUGUUGGGACUGGUACGAUACCAUCACCUAUAUUAGAUGUAUCUUGCAAAUACGGAACUGAAUUGGCUACCCAAGAGCCUUGUAGAUUUUAUCCUAAUUGCCAAAAUCCAGUGUGUCCAUAUUUACAUGUUGAUAAUAGUGGUGAUGUUGUUAAAGUACCAACUCCUUGUCGUAACGGAGCUCAUUGUACACGACCAAAUUGUCAUUUUAUGCAUCCAUGGGAUAUGGAAACAGACAAUACAAAUAUUCCGUGUAAAUUCGGAUAUAAUUGUCGGAGGCCUGAUUGUGCAUAUUCACAUCCAAAUGGCAAAAAGGAUCAUACACCAAAUAUUAUUUCUGAACGUACAUUUGUAUCAGUACCUGAUGAAAUGACAGAGAAGAUUAUUCCAUCUAAGGAUAAUAAUAAUAAUGAAGAGACAUUGCAGGUCGAUAAAGAUAUUGUGGAGAGUGUAACACGAUCGGAGGACUCGAACAAUAAUAAUGAAGUUGAUAAUGAAGCUACUAAAAAUAAGGAAAUGGAAGAAACGUUGUUACGGAUGUUUGAAGGUGCAUAG